This is a messenger RNA of Athene cunicularia (burrowing owl), 2443 nucleotides long. It is a transcript of the gene NECAB3, whose product is annotated as N-terminal EF-hand calcium binding protein 3. The record is from RefSeq and is a predicted model, not a curated record. Gene Ontology annotation, cellular component: Golgi cis cisterna; cytoplasm; endoplasmic reticulum. Gene Ontology annotation, biological process: regulation of amyloid precursor protein biosynthetic process. Gene Ontology annotation, molecular function: calcium ion binding. The transcript has 13 exons. NCBI's taxonomy places the organism in Eukaryota, Metazoa, Chordata, Aves, Strigiformes, Strigidae. The coding region runs from base 93 to 1148 and encodes 351 amino acids.
GCUGCGCCCUACGGCACCGCGCCCUGCGGCAGCGUGCUGCGGGGCACCGCACCGCUCCCUCCGGCACCGCAGCGCCCGCGCCCGGCGGGGCCAUGAUGGCGUGCGCCGAGCUGCUGGCCGUGUGUCUGCUCUCAGCCGACCGCGGCCCCGCGCCCCGCCGCCAGCCUCUCCCCAUCUUCCACGACAUUUUCCGACGAGCCGACAAGAAUGAUGAUGGGAAGCUGUCAUUUGAGGAGUUCAAGAACUAUUUCGCUGAUGGGAUCCUGAGCUCGGAGGAGCUGUGGGAGUUGUUCAGUGGCAUUGACAGGCGUCAUUCAGAUAAUGUGGACACAGAGAAAUUGUGCGAUUAUUUCUCAGCAUAUCUCGGGGAAUACAAGAAUGUGCUUUCUGCCCUGGAAGCCCUCAACUCUGCGGUUCUGGCAGCCAUGGACAAAACCAAGCUGAGGUAUGAGACCUCCUCAAAGAUGGAGCAGUUCUUGACCCGUUUCCUGCUGCGGGAAACCAUGCACCAGCUGCAGUCCCUGCAGGCCUCGCUCGAGUGUGCUGUGGACACCGUGGAGGAGCAGGCAGGACGGGAGAGAAAGGACAUAAAGAAAUCGGAGACCUCGGUUGGCCUGCGGUCAGGGAGACGAUGUGGGCGCAGAGGACAGAAGAAUGUAUGUCUGUCUCCGACAGACCCCUACUCCGGGAUGCUAACGACAGGUGUUUGUGUCGAAGACAACAGCCAGUGGAUGGCGCAGAUUAACAGACUGCAGCAGCUCAUCGAGAAACUAGAGUGCAAGAGCCCACGCCUGGAGCCACUAAAGGAGGAAGCAAUGUGUGAAGGAAGAGAUGCACACAUCCUGGUGGCCAAGAGGCAGAUCUCGGUGGCAACAAGCAGCAUUGAGGAGUUCCGCCAGGCGUUCAGGUCCUACACGGAGAUCACCGCUGGGCAGAGCAGCUGCCUGCACGUGUCUGCCUGCAAGCUGACGGACGAGGCCUGCUUCAUCCUGUACGAGUUCUGGCAGGACGUGACUUCGUGGAGAAGCCACUUGCAGUCCAGCUGCAGCAAGACUUUCCAGCGGUCCAUCAUCAGCUUGCUGGAGUCCCCGGAGCUGCUGACCACCAUGCUCUUCCCAGCUUCCUGGUGGAUCAUGAACAGCAACUGACCCUGGGCAGCCGCUUCCAGGACGCUGUCGGCAUGCAGAAGGAUGCAGAGCCCUCUGCACAGCUGGCGCCUUCCCCCGCGUUUGUCACCCCCUGCCCCUCUCCCCUCCUGCGGUCUGGCGGGGGCUGCCCCCCCAUUGUCCCUGGCAGUCUUUUACCCUUCUGCUCUUUCCAUGUUAAUUUAUUUAUUCCCCCCAACCCAGAGAGUCCCCGUGCUGCCUGGGGGGAGCAGGGCACUCCUAGCAGCACUCGUGGGAGCCAUGUUUGGGGGUGGCAGCCUGGCCCCUGGGGGACCACGGGUCUGGUUGCCACGUCCUGGCAGCCCUCAACCCCUCUCGCACCCCAGCUCCUCUUCCUCCCUAUGCUCCUCUUCCUCCUGGCUCUGAGGACAGCCCAAGAGGCUCCACAGGGGGCUGGGAUGGGCUAGGGGACAUUGCUCUGGCCAGCUGUGGCCUGGCCCACUGGAGCCACCUUGGGCCACCAGUGGCUCUGCCCAGGGAGCCGGGCUGCCUCGUACGGAUUGUGAAUAGUAUUUUAUAGGACAAAAAUUGUCAUUAAGUGUUUCUGGCAGGGUGUGCCAGAGCCAGCCCUGGCCAUGGUGGCAGCCAUUGUCACGGCUUUGAGCUUGGCCUCGUGCUCCCCCCAGCUGUGCCCAUGGCUGUGCCCGUCCCCCCCCAGUCACCCACCACACCCCCCCCGGGGAGGGCGAGCAUGGCUAAUAGCUCUGUUGCUUCAUCCUGUGGCUCAGAACAUAAACCAGUGUUAGCACCGGUUUCAGUGCUGUCAGAAAGAGGUUGUAGCUGAAUUAAUUAAUGGUGAUGGGGGUCAGUGGUGGGGCAUGAGCUGAACGGGGAGGCCCCCUUGGCUGCCCCGUGGGUCCCACACAGGGGGUUGGUUUGUUGGUGCUGCAGAAGCGGCUCCUGCGCUGACCUGGUGCUACAGGAGCCGUCACAAACGGCAGGGAGCUGCUGGGGCGCACGGGGCUUUGCAGGGCAGCAAAUGGCCACGGGCGAAGGCCUCCUGGCGUGGAAAGUACUGCUGCCCUUGCACCCCACUAGUCCCCAACACCCGGCCCACCACAGGCACCCACACCCUCAGCCCUCGCCUGGGUAUCGCGUGUGUGCCCCCCACCCCGGCUCUUCCACUCCCCAUGGAACCUGCUCCCCAGCAGCACCCCCGGAAACACUAACUUGUUUUUUGCCCCAAUCCCUGGGUGCAGUAAUUAAAAUGCAGUUAAUCUGUGGCCAAGGGGACACUGCAGACAAGCUGUGCUGGGCACAGCCAGCACCGUGUCACC